Messenger RNA from Pseudonaja textilis, 3061 nucleotides. NCBI's taxonomy places the organism in Eukaryota, Metazoa, Chordata, Lepidosauria, Squamata, Elapidae. The record is from RefSeq and is a predicted model, not a curated record.
AUAGAAUACUGCAGAAGUGUUCCCUUGGAAGAGUAUUGUUUGCACACCUCUUAUUUCCACCGAGCAGAAAAUGGCUAAGAAUCCUAGCAUUCCUUGGCUCAUCCCACCAACUCUCCUCCUCUUCCUGACUCCUGGCAUCCACUCUUUCUUCUUGCCUAAUGCCACCCUUUUGGAAAACAUCCUUAAUCAAUACCAAGGUGGGCAACCCCACGCAAGGGGAAAGAGAUCCAUUUCCAGAAGUGACCAAGAUGAAAUCCUGAUGCUUCAUAAUAAAUUGAGAGGGGAAGUCUACCCUUCAGCAUCCAACAUGGAAUACAUGAGAUGGGAUGACGAACUGGAGAGAUCUGCUGAAUCUUGGGCUCACCAAUGCAUCUGGGACCAUGGUCCUGCCAGCCUGCUCCCAUCCAUUGGCCAGAAUUUGGCUAUUCACUGGGGAAGGCCUCGUCCUCCAAGUUUCCACGUCCAGUCUUGGUAUGACGAAGUAAAAGAUUACACCUACCCAUAUCCCCAUGAAUGCAAUCCUUGGUGUCCCGACAGAUGUGCAGGAUCUAUGUGCACGCACUACACCCAGUUGGUGUGGGCUACAACCAACAAAAUUGGCUGUGCCAUUAAUGUCUGCAAGACGAUAGACGUGUGGGGAGACGUGUGGGAAAACGCGGUGUAUUUGGUCUGCAACUAUUCUCCCAAAGGCAACUGGAUUGGAGAAGCCCCAUACAAAAAUGGCAGAUCGUGUUCUGAAUGCCCACCAAGCUAUGGAGGAGGGUGCCGGGCUAACCUCUGUUAUAAAGAGAAAGUGGUUGAAAAAUCGGAGACGGAUCGGGCUAAUGAAGUGGAGUUACAAAAGUUUCCUGUCAGAAUAGAGCCCAAAUCUGUCAAACCUACAAAGGAAAAGAAACCCACAGAAGUGAAGUACAUGACUCAAGUGAUCAAGUGCGACACCAAAAUGAGGGAUACAUGUCGAGGAUCCACAUGUAACAGGUACCUGUGCCCAGCUGGUUGCUUGAACAGUAAGGCAAAAGUAUUUGGAUUCCCCAAAUAUGAAAGUGCAUCCAGCAUAUGCCGAGCAGCUAUUCAUUCCGGAGUGUUAGAUAACAGAGGUGGCCUAGUAGAUAUCACUAGGAAAGGAAGAUCAGACUUCUUCGUAAUGUCUAUAAGAAACGGAGUUCAGACAUUCAGCAAAUACAAACCUUCCAAUGGUUUUGCUGUGUCAAAAGUCACAGUGCAGACUCUGGAUUGUUACACCACAGUUGAGGAACUGUGUCCAUUUAAGAAGCCAACUACUCAUUGCCCAAGGUCUUACUGUCCAGCUUACUGCAAAAAUGAGCCAAACCACUGGGCUACAGUAUAUGGCACAAACAUAUAUGCUGAUAAUUCCAGCAUCUGCAAAGCUGCUGUGCACGCAGGAGUCAUCGGAGACAGCUCUGGCGGUUACAUCGAUGUGAUGCCAGUCGAUAAGAAGAAAGUCUAUCAUGGAUCCUUGAGGAAUGGGAUCCGAUCUGAAAGCUUAAAGACUCCCAGGGAAGGAAAAGCUUUCCGAAUCUUUGCUGUGAGGCAAUAAUUUUCCCAAGACGGCGAGACUCUUUGGGGAAAGAGACUGCAGCCUUGUGUGUUUCUCCUGGGGUGAGAGAUGUUUGCCCCUCCUUGGACAACGCCGAAGCCUUCUAAAUCCAUCUUCUUUUGGAGAAAAAAAAAAAAGAUGGUGGCAGGAAUUGGAACUUUCUCCAUCUUGACAGCAUCUGCUCACUGUUUUAUUUUCGGACUGUUGUUGUUUUACUUCCAAAUGUUUUGAACCUUCAAGAAGAAGGAAGAUGGUUCAAGUUUAGGAGAGAAGAUGGUUGAAAAACUGGCUUGCGCCACCCUUCCUAAAUACAAUUUUGCCCUCAAACUAUAGGCUGUUGGGGUUCUCGUAAAAUACUACUUCCAAUAGGUGGAUGUUUAUCUGAUCAGAAGGCUUUGAAUGAGAACAUAAAAAGCAUUUAGGUCACCCCAAAGGUUAAAUUUUUGAAAAAUUGGAUCAAAGUCAAGAAUAUACCUAGAAUCCAAGUCAUUCUGUAAUACUAUGAAUGGUAUGGUGGUUUAGGCAAGGUUUAGACCACACUAAACCAAUAACAUAGAUUUCUUUUGAUGGAGACUGAGAAAGAGGUAUGGAAUUUCCAGAGAAGAAUCUGCUUUCGCAAAAGAAUGGAAAGUUGCUAUUUCUUUCAAAACAAAACUUAAAUGGAACAAGUAGGUUUGCUGGCCAAACAAUUGCAGAAAGUUAGGAAAAAGGAGUUCAAUUAUCAUCAAAUUAAAUCCUUGGGACUCCUGUCUUGGCACAUUCUGAUUCAUUGCAUGUUAGUUAGCAUUAUUUUAUUUACAGAUGAAUCCAACUUAUUUUAUUCAGCAGAGCUGUUCUCGCUUAGCUAAGCAACGGUUGCCAAAAGUUCAUCUUUAUUUUGCUGGAAUCAAAAAGGGUUUUGCUUUGCUUGUUUAUUUGUAUAGAUUGGAAGUUUGAUAUAUUAAGUUGGUCACAACAUGUAUAUAAUGAAGUCCUGUUAGAACGAUUCUGUUUCCUGAUAUUCAGUACGAUUCCUGUAGAUCAUAGUCAAGUCUCAAACGUUGUCCUAAUGAAAUAGUUGCAAAGUCGUCCUCUUUCAAUCCAAAUAUUUGAAGGCUUCUUAAGGACUUAUCUUUCUUCUAAAACCUUGAGCCCAGUCUUCAUUGGAAGCCAAAGAGGUGCUUCCUAUCAAUCUGACCCAAGGUUGGCCUUCGAAAAUUGACCUCUGAUCCCACCACACAAAGGGACAAAUGUUGUUCAAUGUGCAAUUUCUAUUUAUUUAAAGUUCUUGAUUUUAGUGGCCCAUGGCUCUGUUAAAAACCCACACACAACACCCUUCAAAUCAAACACGUGAUGCAACGGUUCCUGUAAGCGGGGUGGAUUUUGUGGCCUUGCCAACUGUGGUGCUAAAAUGGUGCUAAAUAAGAUGUUUUUGAUUCUACACCUGCUCACAGAUUCACACAGAAGGAACUAGCUGAUUUGCCCUUAUUUGUUUCGGGUUUUUUUAACCAUUAUGUCUGGAGG